AUGUUUAUCUUGCAUAAUCUCAGGGCUUCUACCGCGUCCGUGGUAGAAAAAGUGUCAUCACUUGACUGUCUUGAAGAAACUUUUGCUGAACUUUCAGAUUCUUUUACAAUAUUACAUCAAAAUUUUCAAGGCAUUAAACAAGUUCAUGAAUCCUUAAAUGAAUUCAAUAAAUCAUUUUCAGGGUUUUUAUAUGGAAUUAAAAUGAAUGCACAUUGUGUAGAAUUUUCUGAGGCGCCAACGAAAGAAACUUUUACUAGUUUUAUUCAAAAGCGUGAGGCCGAUUUGUUUAAGGAAAAUAAAUCUACACCAAUUGCAACACCAAUUCAUAGAAUCAAAACCCCAACUCCCAUUAGUAGUAGAAUCAAAACCCCAGCGCGACCACCUCCACCAAAGAAAAAGAAAAUAAAUAAGGCUUUAGUUAUCAAAACAUUGAUCAAGAAAAUUGUCGAUAGCUUACCAUCAAAAUAUCGUGAUCAACACCAAGCAAAUCGUAAAAAUGUGGAAAUGAUUCUUAGACUUUUAUUUGAAAAUCCAUCGGAGGGAAAGUAUAUUCAAGAUAUCGUUAAAUGCACUGAACUAGCACGUGGUCGAUGUAUUGAAUACCUUAAUGCACUUAUCAAUACCGAACAUGGAUGA
Messenger RNA from Cetraspora pellucida, 636 nucleotides. NCBI's taxonomy places the organism in Eukaryota, Fungi, Glomeromycota, Glomeromycetes, Diversisporales, Gigasporaceae. The record is from the annotation of a GenBank genome assembly.